This is a messenger RNA of Eupeodes corollae, 5612 nucleotides long. RefSeq names its product ubiquitin carboxyl-terminal hydrolase 47 (gene Usp47). NCBI's taxonomy places the organism in Eukaryota, Metazoa, Arthropoda, Insecta, Diptera, Syrphidae. Gene Ontology annotation, biological process: protein deubiquitination. The record is from RefSeq and is a predicted model, not a curated record. The transcript is spliced from 10 exons. Bases 529 to 4614 code for a protein of 1361 amino acids. Gene Ontology annotation, cellular component: nucleus; cytosol. Gene Ontology annotation, molecular function: cysteine-type endopeptidase activity; cysteine-type deubiquitinase activity.
AUUUUUCACUAUGGCCUCUAUGGCGGAAAACAACCGCAAGGAGUUCGAUUUCUUUAUUCUGUAAAUAAAUUUUGUUGAUGAAUUGAAAUUGAAAGAAAAAACCUUCAAAGAAAACCCAAGUAGUGUAUGUGCUUAAAAGUAAAUCCCAAUAUUUAAUUGCAAUUAGGCGGAUAUUGCAUAAGACUUAUUCGUAAUUCGUAUUCGUAUAUUCGUCCAUCUGUUCCGCCGUCGCCGCCGCAGAUGCAAUUUCAUUUUGCAGCAGCACCAGAGUAUAAAGUGUUUCCGUUUAUCCGAUUCGUAGUUCGUCUUCGUUUUCUCGUCUUUGCAUUUUUGCCUUCGCAGUCGCAUUCGCCUUCGCAUUUCGUGCGUGGACUGUGAAAGUGCCCCCAUCUCAAAUUGGAAUUCUGAACUGAAGAAGCCCAAAAGUUCCCGAGUCCCAAAAAAUACCUAAUCAAAAACUCGAAAAACUGAACUUUCUUUUACGUCGUCGUCUUUUUUUGUUUUUCGUGCUAUUGAUGAAUUUUUCAAAUGCUUGUUUCGAUUGUUAAUGAACCAAUGGAAAAUCUUUAUAUUUCAGAAAUGGAUACCCCAUCGGAAGAAUGCUCAAAUUUUGCUGUUUACGACAAAACACCAAAUUCAACACAAAAUAAAUACAACCUUGUCAUUCGUCCAAACUACACAGUUGAGAAGGUCUUCCGCGAUGUAUCGAUACAGUUUCCAUAUGAUUCAUAUGACCUGAUCAUGCAACCUAUCGAUGAGAAGGAUUCUAUGAUCUAUUUAAACGACAUCAAAUCAAAUAAAGUGGAAGAAAUACCCGGCUUUGUACCACAAGCUAAGAAUUUUCUAAUUAUUCUGCCACCUGGUGAGUGGGAGAAGAGUUCGAAAGAACGUUUCGAGAUCUCCUUAGGUCCUGUUCAUCAACAACAGCGUAAAUUUUCGAUGGUUACGAUGACCGAUUCGUUGAAUCUAAGCCCCAUGACACCGGACCCUGUUUCGGAUGACGAUUUGGCUCUGGGCGCCUCAGCUAGUCCCACGGAAUCAGAUCCCAUAAACGGUACAUCUAUGAUGCUUCUGCCAAUAUCUAGUCCGAACAAUCACACGCAAAUUGGUCCUAUUACUCAAGAGAGUUUCGAGGCAAAUGAGAGUAACCGCUUGAAGUCCUAUUCGCGUCCUUCAGAUAUGGAAUAUGGAAGUCUAGUCAGCCAACAUCAACCACCGGCAGCGGCUUAUGUAGGACUUGUCAAUCAGGCGAUGACGUGCUAUUUAAAUAGUUUAUUGCAAGCUCUGUACAUGACUCCUGAGUUCCGCAACGCGCUUUAUCGUUGGGAAUUCGACAACGACAAUGAGGCGAAGAGUAUUCCGUAUCAGUUACAGAAACUGUUUCUAAAUUUGCAAACAUCAAAGAAAGCAGCUGUAGAAACGACAGAUCUCACUCGAAGCUUUGGUUGGGAUUCUCGAGAGGCCUGGGAACAACACGACAUUCAGGAGAUGUGUCGUGUCAUGUUCGACGCCUUGGAACACAAGUUCAAAAAUACAAAACAAGCACACUUGAUAAGCAAUCUGUACGAGGGAAAAAUGAUAGACUAUGUCAAGUGUCUGGAAUGUAACACCGAGAAGACACGUGCUGACACUUUCCUUGAUAUCCCCCUGCCGGUCCGGCCGUUCGGAAGCUCAGUUGCUUAUGGCAGCAUUGAAGAAGCCCUUCGAGCUUUUGUUCAACCAGAAACACUCAACGGAAAUAAUCAAUAUUUCUGUGAGAAGUGCAACAAGGAGUGCGACGCCCACAAAGGCCUUAAGUUCAAGAACUUCCCAUACAUCUUGACGUUGCAUUUGAAGCGUUUUGACUUUGACUAUCAAACAAUGCAUCGUAUCAAAUUAAAUGAUAAAGUUACCUUCCCACAAACCCUGAAUUUGAACACGUUUAUAAAUGCCACUGAUGCUCAGACAUUCAGCAACUUGAACAACGUCCACAUGAAUGGCUUCGCUUCGACAUCAAAUAACGAUGACUGCAGCACAACAGACAGCGGUUCAGCGAUGGAGGAUGAUAGCUGCAGUGGAAUAGCAACCACUGCCAAUUCUAGUCAGCACGAGAACGAUAUGCAGGAGGACGAUGAAGGCAUUGAUAUGAGUACGAGCACGGAUAAUCGAACUAACGCUUCAGUAUCGCUGGCCUCGAAGAACGACAGUGGUCCUUAUUUGUAUGAAUUGUUUGCAAUUAUGAUUCACUCAGGAAGUGCAUCUGGAGGUCAUUACUACGCUUACAUCAAAGAGUUUGAGAACAAUGAGUGGUUCUGCUUCAAUGACCAGACAGUGUCGCCUGUAACCCAAGAAGAUAUACAAAAAUCGUUCGGUGGAAGCGCAACCAAAGCAUACUACACGAGUAUGUACAGCUCAAGUACAAACGCCUACAUGCUUAUGUACCGCCAGAUUGACCCAAAGCGUAAUGAGCGUGCUACCAAAACAGAAGAUUUCCCCGAGUACUUAAAUGCACUAUUGCCAAAGCUAAAUUGUGAAGAAGAAGCACGUCAUUCUCGCCACACCGAACUGGCUCUUGAAAGCAGAAUAAAACCACGCGUCUACUUCUACAAUCCUAAACUGAAGAAGUUGAAAGUAACUCGAGUGUAUGUUUCUCGUUCAUUUGAUUUGAAAUUCAUCCUCGAGUCGGCCUACCAGAGUUUGAUGGUUGAGCAGUUCGCACCCGUAUCUCGCUGCAGAUUGGUGGCUUAUGACGAAAAAAUCAUUCGUAGUUACGAAAAGGAUGGCGACCAUCAACUGUAUCCCUCGUCGGACUAUUUACUUGAGUGGAAAGGUGAAAACGAUGAGUUCGAGACGUACGAACCUGGCGGCGUAACUCUGCAAGCUUUCAAAGUUAAUCUAGAUUCAAUGGAAGUAGAUGGGCCACAUUUGGUGUAUUGUUCGACUUUUGAGGCUAGUGAUGCUUUGAAAAAAUCGGUAGCAAUUCGGUUGGGUCUGAAGGAGAAUGAGGUGCUCUUAGCCACCACACCUGGCCACAAAGUCUAUGUAGCAACAGACCCCAAUGCAUCGCCGGAAGCUCAAGAUAACUUCAGGAACAUAGUGAAGAAAAUGUUCUCAAAGUUGACAUACUUUUUCCUCACGGUGCCCAACACAGACCCUGACAGUUUGGAAAUCAUGAGUAUUCCUCAAUACGAUGCCCAGAAUGGGGUCGAUGUUGUGGAUGCUGUUCUCAUGAAUGGAGACGCUUCGUCCGAAUACCACCGUCGCGAAUCACCCCUGCCACCCACAACGACAGAGAGCAACAGCGAAGACAGCAGUCUAAGCGAUGGUGAUCGUACUUUGGUAGACACAAACGGUGCAAUGUCCAGUACAAGCCACUCUCCCCAGCUAUCCAGUCCCGAUGAAUCCGAAUCUCCGGAAAUGUUCCACAAAAUUAACUCCAUUCUUGUAGAUGGACCUCGGAUAUCGACGGCGGAUGAAACAGCAGCACAAAACUUGUACUUCUUCGCAGACAAAAUCGAUGCCGAUCCUCCCCCUUCUGCCUUGAAUGGAAAUCAGGAGGACUCGGAAGACUGCAAUCGCAAACCUGCGGUGAUGUACAAGGUGAUUGUAGACUCGGGCAUGAAAAUGGCUCAGUUGAAAAGGCAUCUGGAGGCUCUGAUCCGCGUCCCAGGAAAUUACUUCAAAGUCACUAGAAAAUACGACACCACAGCCCCCAUUUACCCAUCGCAUACAUUACUUUUCCUGAACGAGGGAGAGAUGUUGAUUGCUGAGUUGGGAAAAAUCCUGCAAAAUGACGAGCAUAAGGCUAAGGUGUACUUCAUGAGAUUGAGUGAGCUCAACAACAACACAGGGAAGUUGCCAUGCGUUUGCGAGUGGAUUUUCAAGCAUGGGAUGACAGUAAGGGAUGCGAAGAAGCAACUGGUUGCUCAAUUGCAUCGGAUCGAUGCUGCUAAAUACAAGACUUUGACUGUGGAUAAUUGCCGAUUGUGGAUCAAAGGGGGCAGGAACCCCGUGUAUUUCUUGAACGACGACGAGCUGCUGGGAACUGAAGGAAGUUCCGCAAUAUCAUCAGAGUUUUUAAUACAAGAAUGCGAAGACGGUAUUCCUCCAGCGACAAGUGAUAGUAGCUUGACAAUAUUUGUCAGACGCUGGUAUCCUGACGUAUUAGAGUUGGAUAAAUUCCAAGAAAUCACACUAGAAAAACACACUGAUAUCAAGCAAAAACUAGCUUCAAUAUCUGAUAUUCCGGAGGAGAACAUAGCGUUUGGCAAAGUAAACUCUUCCUUCCCAUGUACAAAUAUCUCCAUGGUUAGUAUCAACACCACAAUGAGAUGGUACACUAACCCAACGACCAUGGACAAAGAACCACUCUCAACGACAGUUAGUGGAAAUGUUUUUUUCUACAAGGAUGAUUCUGUGCAACUCAAAGUACUGACCAUGGAAGAACGACGAGAAUUCAACUUGAAAGAAAAGAACAGGUUGGACCGUCUGGGGUGUCCGUCAACGACAUUGUAUUCACCACGCAGAGAACGUGCACUUAAGAUUCACUUAGAUUUGUCCCCAAAAAACCCAAGCAGUAGUAGUGUAGCCUUGAAGACGGCUGAAGGCGCAUCGAGUAAGCUAGCAGACGAAUAAAGCUCCAACAUGAACAUGAACUUGAACAACAAUAAAACAAGUUGCUGUUGCUGCCAGGAGUAUUGCAAAUAAACUUGGUUUUUUACUCAUCACAUUGCUGGACGUUAGUUACCAAAAAUAUUAACCACAAACAAAACAGCACCACGCAUGCAUGAAACCAUCAUCACCAAAUAAAAACGCGCACCACUCAAAUUUAGGGCAUUAGUUACUAAAACGCUCAAUGUUUGUUAAAGAGCGUUCGAGCGACCCAAGCAGAGUCUGUGGUUAGAUGUAAAAUUCAUAAAAAAACAACUCUUAGCUUAAAUAAUGAGACUGUUAAAGUUAUUAUUAAACAAAUUAUUAUUCUCUUUUUCCUUAAACAAAAACAAACAAAAUUAAGUUCUUUUGCAAGAACAAAACAUGUCCGUCUAUGUUUUUAUUUCGUUUUUUUUUCUUUGUUAGAAUAGGUACGCAUUUUGGCCUUUGAACAAUAUACACUCUUAACAAAUAUUGAAUAACGAAAAGAUUAAUGCUUAACGAAAUAAGAACUAAAAAUUACUUAAAAUAUUUAUGGUAAAAAUAAGAAACACCGCAUGGAACUUACGCAUUUUUGAACUCUCUUUUAUAUUGCGUUUUCCUUACGGCCUCUAUUCAUUAUUUUUCUUUGUUGAGUUUAAAUUAAGUUUUCAGUUUAACGGUAAUAAUAUUUAAACAAAGAUUUAAAAAUUACAAAAACACAAGGCGCCCCCAUUCUCUGGAACGAUACUUAAUUAAAAUUUCAACCUAGGAGCUAGCUAGACAGUUAACUCUGGAGAAAAAGAAUAAUGACGGCGAUUAAGUUGAACUUAAAUGAUUAAGUCUCGUUUCACCAACCGGCUGCAAAUGAUUGAUGUAAGGUUUUAUGUUUCGUCGUUUAUUAUAUUUUUUUUGUUAGUUUAUCUUUACAUUUUACUUUUAAAAAUAUAUUUGUAAAUAAGUUAUUAAAAAAGAAGAAAAUCUGUACCAAUCAAUAAAAUAAA